AUGCCGGACGCUACGUUCGGCAAGGCAAGCAAGGCCACCAAUGGCAGCGACGGCAAGAAUCAUACGCUCGACCAUCUCUUCAGAUGGCUCAAGCAAUCAUGGCCACGCAUCCAGCUUCUAGCACCUCCGCUCGUCGGAGCUCUGCUGCUCAGCCCAUUCGUGCUUGAGCAUCGAUUGCGGACAUGGAUAUCGCGCGAUCCCUUCUUCGCAUACAUCCACUUCUUCCUCUUCUUCUUUCCAUCCCCACUCGCCGCAGGAGCUUUCCUGGAAUACUCGCUCAUCACGCUCUUCUUCGUGGCUGUAGGCCUCGGUCUCGGCUUUCUGGCGGUUUGCGGCUGCAUCUGGAUCGAUGGCGCCGACGCACCCGCCUACAGCUCGCAGAAAGCAAGAGCCGUUGGUGUAUGCGUGCUCAUGCUCUUUUGCUUCACCUCUGGCUCACUAGCAAGCUAUGCACCUGCUCUCAAAGGUCCAUGCCGAGCACUCGUCUUCAGCACCGUCUGGCAGCUCACCAACCAGUACGACCUCAUCAGCGCACGCAUCUUGCUCGACAACUUCUAUCCCGCGCUCGUCGCCAUGAUUGUUGGCAUCUUUUGCAACUUGUCCAUCUUUCCACGAACAGCACGACGUACUUCGAUCGGUCAGCUUUGCGACUUGCUUGAUGGCACACAACAGCUCAUGGUAAAAGCAGUCGAGGACCUCUUUGCUGAUCGCACAUCGCUCAACGGCCAAGAUGGACACGAUCAGAAGCCUAGUACGACUAUUCCCACCCAGAACUCAAGCUUCAACAAGCUCAAAGAUCAGCUCGAGUCAUUACAGAAUCGUCUCGAAUCCAACUUGGAUGCUGCAAAGUACGAGUUGUCCUUCACCAGAGUGCCCCUCGGCAACCUGCCAGUGUUGAUGCCAGUCCUUCGUGAUAUCCGAGCCUGGCUCUCUUGUACCUUAUCAUGCUUGACCCAUACCGAGACAAGGAUGGCCGACGAGACCUUCGAACCAUCACAUCUUCCCUCGAUCACAAACGUCGAUUCCCACACUCGCCCUGGACUCGAUUUCGAGCAUUCCAUCCGAACCUUGAGCGAAGAGAUCACACGAUCACUCGUCUGUCUGCGCCAAAGCGUGACAAAGUGCACAGGAGUAGAUGCGCCCCCAAAGCAACCACAGCCUAUCGAUAAGCAGCUUGAAGCAAUGCAGAACAGUGACGAUCCUCUUUCGCUAUUAUCUUUGCACAAGCAGAGACUGCGCGAUUCAAUCCGAACCUUCAAAACAGCGCUCAACGAUGCCAUCCGAGGCUCUCGUUCCGAAGUCAUCGCCAAGUCCACCAAUGCAAGCACGGCACCAGCUGAUCACCUUUCUUCCUCGGCUUUGGGCGUCGACGUUCCCUCUUCAGAGCCAGCAAGCUCAAGUCCCCGUCCACUUGCAGCUGUCCAAACUAUAGCUUUGUCUCAGCUUUUCCGCAACGAAUCAUACCAAAUCUCGUUCCUCAUGAUCUCGCUUCUCGAGGUUGCCCUGCUUGUCGACUCGUGCCUCAAUGGCGCUUUGAACAUGGCCAAGACGUGGAAAGAUAAUCCGCACAGAUCGCUUCACAUGCCAGCAGCAAAGUGGUCUUACUGGCUCAGCCGCACAGGCAUCGCUUUCAGUGAACAAACCUCGCUUACAGACCAACCCAUCGAUGCUUUGCUGCACGAAGGCGAACCACCCACGCCAAUAUCCGAACUGCAUAGAGAAGAGGUCGACUACUUUGAUCACCGGUCUGAGCAAGCCCUUGGUAGCUCAAUGGACACACAGUCGCUCCAGAGGACACCGUCAAGAGCGAGCAACAGCAUCAAGUCGGCACAGUCUUGGCUCACAGCCAGGUUGCGAGCUUUACACAACGCGUUUCGAACACACCGUGCUCUGCGUUUCCGCUUUGCUCUCUCAGAUGCUAUACGUACACUUCGACACAGUCGGCACAUCCAGUUCGGCACCAAGCUAUCGGCCGGUAUCGUGCUUUUGACCUUGCCUGCCUGGUUGGCACCUGGAGAGAGCAAACGAUGGUGGCUUGAGAAACGUGGUCAAUGGAUGACCAUCUCCUAUCUCUUUUGUCUCGAAACUUUCACUGGCGCCAGUAUCCGCACAUCGCUCUUUCGUAUCCUCGGUACUAUUUCAGGAAGCUUGCUCGGUCUCGUCAUCAGCAAAGUCAGUCGAGACAAUUCCUACGCGCUAGCUUUCUUGCUCACCGUAGCGACAUUGCCCCCUUCGUACCUCGUGCUCUUCACUCGCUUUCAAGGUGUCGGCACCGUCAUGGGUCUUACGCUUCCUAUUGUGUCUCUCAUCCCGACGCAAGAUGAAGGACAGAGUACAGAGUAUGUUGCCUGGAACCGUGGCUACAUGAUCUUCUUUGGUAUCAUUGCCGCUCUGAUAGUUAACCUCUUCUUCUGGCCGACACAUGCUCGUCUCGAGCUUGUGAAGAGGGUCUCUUCCAUCACUUCGCAAUUGCAGUCUCUCUACCUCAGUCUGUCGCGUCAGAUGCUCUCUGGUGGUCUCACUUCGUCGCACAAGUCUAAUGCUGCAUUCGAGAAGCUUGAGGCGAGUAUCGGCAAACGUAUCGGUCAAGCACGUGGUCUCGUCGACAUCAUGACGAUUGAAAUCAGUCUCAAGCCGAAGCGCACAAAGCUACUGUCCCAGCUUCUCGAUCAUCUCGAGACCAUUCUCGAGCUGCUUAUGGGCUUGAGAAGAUGUCGAGAGCAUGGCCUGCGGUCUGUCCGGCAGCAUGCCGUUGUCAACGUGCUCGAGCUGAGGCAGAGCCUGAUCGCAUCGGUGCUGUUGGUCCUGUGGACCACAGGCCAAGCACUGCAGACCAAGGCACCAUUGCCACAAUGUUUGCCCAGCCCUCGUCUGGCACUUGCAGAGCUCACCGAAGCAGUUGCAGAGCAGCUUCAAAUGAUGGUCCAAGGCAUCGAAGCCUCACCCCACUUACAGACUCCACAUGGUCACCACGGUCAUAACGUGCCAGACGCCUUUCAUGCUCUUGACAGUCUUAACCAGAGCAACAUCUUUACCAAUGUUCGACGUCGUACUCGCAAACGACACGGGUUGCACUCCAUCCAGACAAGCAGUCCUAUCGGACUUGCGUCACGGGGCGGAGCAAGUACACCUGCAAGAGAAUCAUUACGCGGUAAAGCAGCAGCAUUGCCUGCCUUGUCUGGACUCAAUACUCCGGCUACCCAAGCUACCACGGGAGGCAAGAAGUCGCUGGACUACGCCAUGUUUUUCAUCCUUGCAGAGCAUGCAUUGCUCGAGGAGAUUGUGACUUCCUUGGAGCAUCUGCUCGAGCUGUGCAGGAGUAUGGUGGGUGAAGCAAGCUUCUUACGGACAGAGUUUGUGCCGAAUUUGGCGAAUGCAUUGGAAGAGUUGAGGACGCCUGGUGAAGCUACUCCAGCGGUCCACACGGCGUAUGCCAGCGAGGUUGAAGCGCAUGCUGCUACACAGGUUGAUAAACUUGCUCCAAUCAUCCCAGUCGAAUCGCCACUCGACACAGCAUUCGCAUCAAAAAACACUCGCGCAAUUUCAGCUAUGCCCCGCACUCACCACUCUCAUCUCGGCCCCUCGCCAUUAGCUCACGAAUCACACGACCCACCCAGCGACUAG
Messenger RNA from Ustilago hordei, 3624 nucleotides. RefSeq lists its product as uncharacterized. Bases 1 to 3624 code for a protein of 1207 amino acids. The transcript has a single exon. The record is from RefSeq and is a predicted model, not a curated record. Lineage: Eukaryota; Fungi; Basidiomycota; Ustilaginomycetes; Ustilaginales; Ustilaginaceae.